UCCGGCGAGAGCGAGGCGGCGAGCGGCUGAGCGCCCCAGAGCCUUGGAUUUAUUUCAAGGGAAAUUAACCCGGAAACCGAUCAGCAGCGCCGUGAUCCUGAGCGUAUGCCCCUGGAAAAGCUAGGCAUGAGCACCUCUCUGAACUACAAGUCCUUUUCCAAAGAGCAGCAGACCAUGGAUAACUUGGAGAAACAACUGAUUUGCCCUAUCUGCUUAGAGAUGUUUACGAAGCCUGUGGUCAUCCUGCCCUGUCAGCACAACCUGUGCAGAAAAUGUGCCAGCGACAUUUUCCAGGCCUCGAACCCGUACCUGCCGACCAGGGGCGGCACCACAGUGGCUUCGGGAGGUCGCUUCCGCUGUCCUUCCUGCAGACAUGAGGUGGUCCUCGACCGACACGGCGUGUACGGGCUGCAGAGGAACCUCCUGGUGGAAAACAUCAUCGACAUAUACAAGCAGGAGUCCACAAGACCCGAAAGAAAGUGUGACCAGCCAAUGUGUGAAGAGCACGAAGAUGAGAAAAUUAAUAUCUAUUGUUUGAACUGUGAAAUGCCCACCUGCUCCUUGUGCAAAGUCUUUGGUGCCCAUAAAGACUGUCAAGUUGCUCCUCUCACAAACGUUUACCAGAGACAGAAGUCUGAACUCAGUGACGGCAUCGCGAUCUUGGUGGGGAGCAACGACCGAGUGCAAGGGAUAGUCACACAGCUGGAGGAGACCUGCAAGGUGGUUGAGGAAUGCUGCAGACGACAGAAAGAGCAGCUGUGUGAAAAAUUUGAUUAUCUCUAUUCUGUACUGGAAGAAAGAAAAAAUGAGAUGACACAAAUAAUCACUAGAACCCAAGAGGAGAAACUGGAACACGUCCGCUCCCUGAUGAAGAAGUACGCAGAUCAUUUGGAAGCCGUGUCAAAGCUAGUUGAAUCAGGAAUCCAGUUCAUGGAAGAGCCAGAAAUGGCUGUGUUUUUGCAGAAUGCCAAAACAUUGCUACAAAAAAUUACUGAAGCAUCUAAAGGAUUUCAAAUGGAAAAAAUAGAGGAUGGCUAUGAAAAUAUGAACCAAUUCACAGUGAACCUCAGUAGAGAAGAAAAAAUAAUAAGAGAAAUUGAUUUUGAGAGAGAGGAGGAGGGCGAAGCAGAAGAGGAGGAGACGGUGGAUGGUGAAGAUCUAGAAGAAGUCCACACAGAGUCAUCAGGAGAGGAGGAGGAGGAGGAGGAAGGGGCCGAGAGAGCACCACUGCCAUCUCAGCAGGACCCUGAAGCACCAAGCGCAGCUGGCGAGCCCCUAGUCGAACUGGCCCCACCGUCACUGCCCGCUGAACCAGCUGGCCAGGAUGAGGUUGUGACACCAAGUGGCUCUCAGCAGACUGCAGAGUCUGACAGUCCAGUGUCAUCCACAGCAGAAACCGCCGAUCCCUUGUUUUACCCUAGCUGGUAUAAGGCUCAGUCGCGGCAAUCAAGCGGUCCGAGCUCAACCCCAGUGAGCAGGUUGGGUAAAGUAGGGCCUCCUGUUUCUCUGGAAACAAGUGCACCGAAGGCAGAAGCCCCGGAGGCGGCAGCUGUCAAGGAGAGCACAUCAGGGAGUGGUAAGGAAAGCAAUACCACUGCGGCAACAUCCAAGACUGGUUCUGAACCAUCCCCUCAAGGACGCAUGGAGGAAACGCCUGUGAGCCACGAGAGGGGUGACGAGCCGGCUCGUCAUGUCUUCUCCUUCUCCUGGUUGAACUCCCUGAACGAAUGAUGACUCACGCGGGCUGGCUUCUGGUGUGCUUCUCUGAGGGACCGCAAGCGCAGGCAGCCUGCCUGGAGUUGACAAAGAAACAGGCCUGGAAAGGGACAUCCGAGCAGGUUUCGCUCCCAGGAACUUAGCUGACCUCCACAUUGUGCCCUGGCCCUUGAAAUGACGGAGUCCUGAAAAGGGCGGGAGCACGGGGACAAAUUGCUGUACUACCGUAGUCAGAGUGUUUUCCAAUAAUUUCUUGUUUCCAAGGGGAAAAUGGCAUCACUACAGCUGUAGGAUGAGUACUGCUAAUGUUCACUAUUUAUUCACUUUUCAGCAUGUCUUCGUGUAGGUGUAAAUGCUUCAUCCAUGUUGUUAGUUAAAAUGCUAAUAUGAUAUUCACUAGUAGUACCCUUUGGCAAUACAGAGUGUUUCCCCUCAGUACCCUCCUGUGUCCAGCCCGGACAGCUUGUCAGUGUCAGUGACAUCAGUGAAACUAUCCCUCCUCAACACCGCCAAAUCAGGGUUAAGCCUAAACACCUCCCCGCAGUCGCUUGUAGUCCCCACAGUACCGGGACAUCCCAUACUGCAGGAGCUGGACGCAGGAGGGGAAAGGGAAGCUGCCGUUUCUUCCCUUCUUCCUUUCUUCCUUCUGCAUUUGCUUUUGCUGCUAAGUCACGUAGAAGACAAUCACGUACACAGGUUUUGUUUGUAGGGAAGGUCCAUAGCAGUAGGGAUGAGGAAGAUGUGCACGCUGAAAGCACUGGCCAACCCCCCACUCAUGCAUGGGGUGACACACAGCUCUGACUGUGUGGGGAAGCGGCUGGAGUGCUGCCCACAUGUCUGUCCAGCUGUAACCUGCAUCCACGUCUUCUCAGUCAUCCAUGAGAUCAGCAUACAGGAAAGGGGGCAUGUCUUUGCAUGAAACCAGGGUGCAGUGAGGUGGCCGCAGCUAUUUGUUAAAGGUUUGGUCUGAAAGCGCCAUGGUGCACUGUGGAAAAGGCUAACGCUGAAUGUCCUGUUCCAUGUGCACAGCAGAUGCUGUGCAUGGCUAAUGUCUAAUGAAACCAGAUUUCUGUCUCAAAAGCAGAGAAGCUCUAUAAGAUGCUCUGAAGGUGAAACUGCAAGUUUUGUCACGAGGGACAAGGUUUCAGUGCUCCGUAGUGUUUAAGGGAGAUUGGCAGGUCGCUGGGCAUGCGCAGUGCCAUAGAGGACCAGGUUUAAAGCUCUGAUCUAGAGCUAUAUGUGGAUCUUUCCAGGAACUCUAAGUCCUAUCCUAAAGACAUCAUUUUGGCACGAGACCAUCUGGCAGGGCGUAGGGCUGCGCUACACCCACUGCCCAAAGCAGGACCAGGUGAACCUGGCAGUGCAGGCACAACGCAGUAUCUGGUUAGCAGACUACGAGGUGUGACCCAGCCAUCCAGCCCCAGUCCUGACUGUGCCUCAUUAUAGGGACUAAGUCACAUCAGCCAGUCAUCACAGCCCUGAUUUACAUCUAUUGCCCCUGGAAAACGUUCCUGCAAGAGAAGUUUUUGAGGACUGGGAAGGUGAGGUCUGUACAGAGCUUUGAAGUUAGUACAGCCCAGAGCUAGCAACUCUCUGCACCAUCGUCACCACGUUGCUGUGAGAGUUUUUCCCAUGGAUUUAGUUUGGGGUGAGGGUUUGCGAGCGCAGGUCCCAGUCAUCCUUGCAGAUUUCCACCAGCACCUCCCACAAAGUUUCCCCAUGUACAAAUUAGUUUUCCUCCUAAUGCCCCUAGGAGGGACCCAGCUUAGCAACUCUGCCACUGGGAUGAGGGAGCUGAAGUGAGUUUGGGGUGUUCGCAGAAAUAGGAGGACAAGCACUACUUAAAAAAAAAAAAAAGAAAUCCAGUUGCAUUUCACGAGUUUUUGCUGAACGUGCACUGGCGCGGCCCUGCCGGAGAAGCCUCCCCAGCCCUCGGGGGUGGCGGGAGCUGGCAGAGCCCCGCACCCACGCGG
Struthio camelus australis is the source of this 3689-nucleotide messenger RNA. It is a transcript of the gene TRIM55, whose product is annotated as tripartite motif containing 55. Gene Ontology annotation, cellular component: cytoplasm. The record is from RefSeq and is a predicted model, not a curated record. NCBI's taxonomy places the organism in Eukaryota, Metazoa, Chordata, Aves, Struthioniformes, Struthionidae. Gene Ontology annotation, molecular function: zinc ion binding; ubiquitin protein ligase activity. Gene Ontology annotation, biological process: protein ubiquitination.